AUGUUCAGGCGGAUGUUUCCCGCAAUGAGAGUGAAGAUUUCAGGUUUAGACCCACAUCAGCAGUAUUAUAUUGCUAUGGAUAUUGUGCCAGUGGAUAACAAAAGAUACAGGUACGUUUAUCACAGCUCCAAGUGGAUGGUGGCUGGUAACGCUGACUCCCCGGUGCCGCCUCGCGUUUAUAUUCACCCUGAYUCUCCCGCCUCGGGGGAGACGUGGAUGAGACAAGUGAUCAGCUUUGACAAACUGAAGCUUACCAAUAACGAGCUGGAUGACCAAGGGCAUAUUAUCCUUCACUCAAUGCAUAAAUACCAGCCUCGUGUCCACGUCAUCCGAAAAGACUGUGGUGAUGAUCUGUCCCCUGUCAAGCCCAUCCCUUCAGGAGAAGGGGUGAAAGCCUUCUCCUUUCCAGAGACAGUUUUCACUACUGUCACAGCAUAUCAAAAUCAACAGAUAACUCGUCUGAAGAUUGACAGGAAUCCAUUUGCCAAAGGGUUUAGAGAUUCGGGCCGUAAUAGAAUGGGACUGGAAGCUCUGGUAGAGUCUUACGCCUUCUGGAGACCUUCACUGAGGACACUGACAUUUGAAGAUAUACCUGGGAUACCCAAACAAGGAAAUGCAGGUUCCUCUACCUUACUCCAGGGAUCUGGCAGUGGAGUUCCAUCUACCCACCCUCACCUUUUACCGGGCUCCCCUUGCUCAUCUCCAGCCUUCCACCUCAGUCCCAACACUAGCCAGCUGUGUACCCUYGCUCCAGCUGACUACACAGCUUGUGCCCGCUCAGGCCUGACCCUGAACAGAUACAGCACAUCCUUGGCUGAAACCUACAACCGCCUCACAAACCAGAGCAGCGAGACCUUUGCGCCCCCGAGGACUCCCUCCUAYGUCGGAGUGUCGAGCAGCACAACUGUGAAUAUGUCCAUGAGUGGCAGUGACGGGGAUGCGUUCAGCUGCCCGCAGACUGGCUUAUCCAUGCAGAUUUCAGGGAUGUCUCCACAGCUCCAGUACAUCAUGCCGUCCCCKUCCAGCAAUGCCUUUACCACUAACCAAACCCACCAAGGCUCCUACAACACGUUUAGACUGCACAGUCCCUGUGCRCUCUAUGGAUAUAACUUUUCCACAUCCCCUAAACUGGCUGCCAGUCCUGAGAAAAUYGUUUCUUCCCAAGGAAGUUUCUUGGGGUCCUCGCCAAGUGGAACCAUGACGGAUCGGCAGAUGUUGCCCCCCGUGGAAGGAGUGCACUUACUUAGCAGUGGGGGGCAGCAGAAUUUCUUUGACUCUAGGACCCUAGGAAGCUUGACACUCUCGUCUUCUCAAGUGUCUGCACAUAUGGUUUGAUGAAGCCUUUAAGUAAAAGUACAGUAUGUUUGGUGUCUACAAUGUAUUUCUUUUGGAAUAUGAAAGGACACUCGAUGUAGCUUGUAAAGUGUGUGUGUAUAUAUAAUAUGAGAGGAAGUUAAACUGAAAUUUUGACUUGCUUAUGGCCAGAUUAUUUUCCUAUUUUGAGUUACACAGAGUUUGCUGUGGUGCAGACUGCCUUAGUUUUCUGGUGUAAUACACUUAGUUGUAUAACACAUUGGGACAUAUGCAACAAAUUAAGUAAGACUUCCUCCCCUUUCCCCCUCCUCUGUUCUAAUCCCUUUAAAGAACGAAAUGACACUUGSAGUAUUAAACAACACAAAAAAGCCCACUUACAUUUCCUAUAGAACUAGAGAGUUUCUUUAAAGCAUUCAUAUGAUGAGCUGAUGCACCAAAGGCAUUUUACCAGUUUCUUCUCUGUUAUAAGGGAUAUGAAGGAUAUUUGGACUUCUUAGUUAAGCAUCAAGCAUCCAGCCUAAAAUAGAAGUUUAGCUAAUGGAUUAUUUGCAAAGUAAAUGGAAAGAUCAGUUUGCCGUCUCAUGAUAUGCUGUUUUUAGCUUAUCAACAGCACAGCAUUCUCACUAGGACUUUAUUUUUUCAGCAUUAGUCUAGAUUUAUGAUUUAUGAUUAUAUAUUUGAAGACAAAUAAUGCAUAUUCAAAUUGUGGUGAUAGGAACAAUUAAAACCAACAGCAUUAGAAGCAGCAUUCCUUUAUAGGAAAUGAACUUUGGGGCACUUAAUUUUUGUCAUAGGAAGGGCUUGAUGCAUUUUUUCCUCCAUAAAUAUUGCCUAUAAGACAUUUACUGGACAGUAUGAUAUUCUAAUGUAUCUUUGUUUUUGUAKUUUUACUUUUUUAAAGGAAAAUGCAGGUUUGAUUUAGGAAAAAAACAACAAAAAAAAAACAGUGGGCAGGAUGAGAAAUUCCAUUAUUGGUUUUAACUGUUUUGUUUGUGUGUGUUGUGUUUUGGGUUUGGUCUGUGCUUUUUUGUUUGUUUGGUUAGUUUUUUUUUUAAGGGGCAAGAGGUCCCGCAUCCUCAGUAUUUCAAAAAUACAUCACCUGUAUCAAUUAGGCAGAUGAUCUGGUUUGCCCAAAAGUGUUUUUGGAAGCAGAAUGUUGUCGUAGCGGCCUUCCUGUUUUUGUCCUGGUAUUGGAGAGGUUUCCUUCAUUCCCACUUCAGUUUYCUAAAUAGCACUUACAAGGAUGUAGAUCACCAUCUGCUCCUGACCAGACUUCUCCAGAGUGACAAGGACACAGGGAGGCACUUGCCAUGGUGAAAUUUCUGCCCUCAUCUGCCCCUGUGUAGCCCGGGUGUGUAUCAGUCCUUCUGCAAAUGCUGCCUCUCAGCUGCCCGUUUGUCAGAGCUGAACCGCAGAGGUUAUGGAACAAAUUUUAGUAUUUGAGGGAACAACUUAUCUUCAGCAGUCUCCUGAUCCUCAUUGAUAUUGUGCAGGUGAUGUAAAGGCAUUCUGAGAUGGGURCAGAUGUAUUUGACAGUGCUUCCCCUGUCAGCAUUGAAGGAGAUUAGGGUCUUUCAGGUUUUAUGUUUAUUAGAUUUUUUUGGUGAAGGUGAAUUUUCAUGCUUUUCAAGUGUUCCUGUAUUUUUUCUGGCAAAUGGCGGGCUUUACCAUCCUCACUCCAAGAAAGACUCACUUCAGUUAAUAUUUCUUCAGUGGGAUGGAGAUAAUACAUGCAGAAACAGCCCUCUUGCUAUCUCUUCUUAUUUGGGAAUAGAAGAGAAAGCACAGCAGUGUUAAAGCCUGUGCCUGAAGAUGGCUUUAUUUCUGUCAGUUAUGUAUUUGUUUCUGUUUAAGAUAUGUGUAAAGUUCUCAUUCGAAGUCAGAAAGGGAACAGGAUGCAAUUGAGGUAAUGUGGGCUUGCUUCUUUGCUGUCUCAAACUUCCCAAGUGACCUUCCUGAGUAAACCUAAGUUCACUCAGUCUCUAUCAGAUAUUUUUCCUUGUGAAAAAUAUGAGAAUAGCACUUCUCUUCCUCUGAGGAAAGGGUUUGACCAUACACUGAAGAUGAAGGUCAUCAUUAGAUUUGCUGUGCUGUGGACAGUGUGUUACAGAUGAMUGGCUGAGUAGUGUUCGCAUUUUGGGAUAACAAAAAGCAGUCGUGUGCRCUUCAGGUCUGUCACUGGUCUUGGCAGUGCAGUGUCCUUCAAGGCAAACUUCCUAGACAGGACCUGCAAUGCUAAAAACGCUAUUCAAACUCAUGGUAAUGAUUUGUGAAAUGGUUCUAAGGUGUGUGGAAGAUAGGCAAAUUUUCAGCUGUAAAUUGUCACAGCUGUACUGGUUUAAAUUAAGAAGGAACUGGUGUAUAGUUAUUCCUGCUCUAGCCAAAAGUUUGAAAUAUUGCAGUUGGAAAAAUACUUAAAUGGGAAAAAUGGUACAAUUAAUUUGUACUUGAAAAAGGGUAGUUAUCUGUGUCAACUUUAGGAGCUGUGACUAGGUAGAAAUGUGGAAGAGCCAAAUCAUGCAUGUUCCAACAAGGUAAGAAAAGAAAAAGGGUUGUGCGUGGAUGUUCAUGGUGAUGCUCCUGGCAAGACUAUGUACUUUAUUGUCUGGGAAUUUUUUAGAACUGGUCUCUUAUUUUUCCUCAAAUUAUUCUUAUCAUAUACUCACACAAUAUUGUUUCAUUUGUUCCUUAAGAUUUGAAUAAUAYUGUAAAUACUGGUUUGUCAUUGUGAAAGGACUAGCUUUUUAUCAAUACAGUAAAUGCUAUAUAUGCAUUAUAUCUAUAAUUAUAUAUCUGUAUUUUACAAAAAUGACACAGAAAAUAUAUUAAAGUGUGUAUUCAAACACUUUUUACUACAUUUGGAAAACUGAGAGACUUCAGCCUGUUUUUUUUUCUCUACAACUUCAGGAAGACCAAAGGAAGUAACUCCUAAGGUAAGCUCUGAAUUUCAGAGACUUAAUACAACAAGUUGCAUCUAGUCCACAAUUUUUAACCAUCUGCAGCUGAAUCUGUUUUGUUGUUUCUGURCAGAAGAAUUGUCCCAAUAGAUGCUGUGUACGCGGAGAUAUUCAGGCUGAAAGCAGAGCUGUGGGGAAAAGGGAYUGAGCUGCUUGCCAGGGAUUUUAGCCAGUGAUGGAGCUUUAGUACUUCUUACCCCAUGUCAUCCUAGCUGCCAGGAUCAGUUCAGCUGCCCCAUGUCAACUGGAUCUGGGAAGUUAGCACAUCCCUGUGAACAGUUUCUUGAGCGGGGGCUUGAUACUCUGCACAUUUUCUCUCUGUAUUUCUUUGGUAACUUGCCCUCUGUUCUUCUAGUUCUAAAUGCAAAAAGCCAUUGAUUUUGAAGGCAGAAUUUACAACCUAUAAUCAUCUGGGUAUACUGUUACUCAGCAAUGAGCAGCAUUUCUCCCCCCAGAAAUACUGUUGUGCAUAGUGGCCUUAUUUCCUAUUGUACUGCAAUAAAUGAUUCCAUGUGACGUAGGGCACAGGGCCUGAAAAUCUGAUUACUUCAGAGACUAGGGUUUCAUAGUCACUUAACACCAGCAUUGUUGCAAAUGACCAGAAUUAGGGCAAGAGAAGUAGGCAUGAAAUGCUUGAUCAUAAAUAUCAGGCCUCCAGAGAGAAUGAAGCUUCUGUUUUUAAUAAGAGAACAGUCUUUUUUUUUUUUCUGAAUAGCACAAUCAGAGUCUUAAGAGGGCUCAUUUCUGCUUCAGCAGAGAGACAACUGGAGCARCUUGAAAGUCAUGGACAUUGUUGUCGCUAAUGUCAGUAAGCCUGUACCAUAAGCAGUUCAAUAGAAAAAAUAUAAAUCAUCAUCAUCAUAAGUAGUUCACAAGUUCUAUGGGUAUUUUUUUCUUGUAAAGAUAAUAUAUCUAAUUAAUCUGUGUAGAUGUGUGUUCUGAAAGGUCACAGUUUAUCAUGAUGAAUGCUUUUUUGGGUCUAAACUCUGCACUUCAGAUGACAAAAACUAUUAAUUUGACAGUUGAGCUCUUCAUUAACAUGAUCCCCRAGAUUUAGUAUGUUGCCUUGUAUCUACCACAAACUUGUAGAUAUGUCAAUUUAAUAUAUGCAAAACUACAGGAGAAUUCAUGUUCUGCCUUUAUGUUCCACYUUAUUCCUCAGUUACUUGGUUGAUGCAAAACACUGACAUACCAGGGUGGCACACACUUGUAAGAGGURAACCUGCUUCAUUAGGAAAUAACGUUUCUAGAAAAUUCAACUUGCUUUAAAUGCUUUUUGUCGUUGUUGUGUUCAAGCUCUGAAAUGGUGUUUGUUACCCAAAAAAAGCAGAAGUUCUUUGCAGUGACCGCUUACUCUUGAAAUCCUGUGUAUUCACCACUUACUCUUGAAAAGCGGUGUUGAAUUKGCCAUAAAACCAUCUGAGAUAGUUGGUGCCCAAUGCCCAGAGAGAGCAAUUUCAGCAAAAUAAGAAUCUGAAUCUUCUGCCUCAAUUUUAGAAUUUGAAGUCUGUAAAGAAAAUGUUUUUAAGGAGCAUCAGUGAAUCAGGUCAAAUACUGUGGGCAAGUAGAAAAAACUCACCUGAACUUCAUUUCUGUGUAACGUGUCAUCCCACAAAUCUCACAUCUUCCACUAUAGCAGAAUGAAUAUUAAGCUUCCAUGAGCUGGAUAAAUUUCCAGAUUUUUUCUUUGUGGCCUUUCUAAAUGUUGGAGGUAGCCCCCAAGUUUCAUGAMAAGUACCUGGGCUCCAGUUUUGUGGCAGGAAAUGGCAGGAGACAUGGAGAGAGCACGAAUGGACCCUUCAAUGCCAUAACACACCUUUGGAAUGUCACGGGUGCUGUGAUGGCACCCGCAAUGCAUGGUUCUAUCCAAACACAUCUCAGUGCACCUCUCACAUGAGGCUGUAACCUAAACUGAGAACUGACAUCAAAGGCUAGUCAGCGAGGAUAAAGUGUGAUGUGAAAAUCCUUGGUCCACCUGAAAGCUGGGCUGUGGCAGGGGGUGUUCAGCACAGCCCCAGCACGGACUCGGUGUUUGUCAGUGCUGCUGCCAGUUUGGGCUGUGCCCUUAGGUUCAUUUGCACACCACUGGUUUUAUUUAGAUGCUGUAACAGAGAGCCAAGAAUAAAUUUAGAGCACAUUGAAGGAAACSUGGACUCACUGUGGCCAGUGGUAAUGUUGCCACUGACUUGAGCUUUAUGGAUAACCACAUUUUCAGAUGCUAAGCCAUCCCUCUUUCUCUUCUGGAGUGCUUUACCCAUGCAGCAGCUGUAGUCAUAAUGGCCAUGGCCAUUUUUCUGUCCAUUGGUGAUGUUUUUCAGARGAAUAGCUGGCUUUUUUUUGUUUCACAUUCUCUUAUUUGGUUUUAAAAUUUGUGGUUCUGCAGUUUUUGAGCCAUAGACUGAAAGACAAGACAAGGCUGCAACUCGUUGCUCCAUCCCCCAGAAGCUCUUGCCUAUGGAUGGUGUAUUCCUUUCCACUGCAGAUAAUUGACUAUAUAUUUCCCCACAAUGUUUUUAUU
This is a messenger RNA of Malurus melanocephalus (red-backed fairy wren), 6789 nucleotides long. It is a transcript of the gene TBX18, whose product is annotated as T-box transcription factor 18. The record is from RefSeq and is a predicted model, not a curated record. Gene Ontology annotation, biological process: regulation of transcription by RNA polymerase II; somitogenesis; positive regulation of DNA-templated transcription. Gene Ontology annotation, molecular function: DNA-binding transcription factor activity, RNA polymerase II-specific; RNA polymerase II cis-regulatory region sequence-specific DNA binding. Bases 1 to 1335 code for a protein of 444 amino acids. Lineage: Eukaryota; Metazoa; Chordata; Aves; Passeriformes; Maluridae. The transcript is spliced from 6 exons. Gene Ontology annotation, cellular component: nucleus.